This is a messenger RNA of Nematolebias whitei (Rio pearlfish), 1462 nucleotides long. Its product is annotated as nucleolin. NCBI's taxonomy places the organism in Eukaryota, Metazoa, Chordata, Actinopteri, Cyprinodontiformes, Rivulidae. Bases 116 to 1381 code for a protein of 421 amino acids. The transcript has 12 exons. Gene Ontology annotation, molecular function: RNA binding. The record is from RefSeq and is a predicted model, not a curated record.
GCAUCCGUAGAACACAGGAAGCGCAUGCGCAGUAGGUGGGUGCGUUGCUGAUGAGCUGUUCGCAGCACGUGUUUUUGUCGACAUUUCCUGCUGGUUGUCUGUUUUACUCCAUAAAAUGGAAAAGGCAGAUAUUGCAAGACCAAGAAAAAGCAACGUGGUGAAAGAUGACACCCCAAAUACCGUAAGUAGGAAGAGAAAGGCAGACAGUGAGUCUGAAACUUCGCCAUCAAAGACAACUAAGCCCAUUAGAGAUGACUUUUGUCUUUAUGUUGGCAACCUGAACAACUGGAAAACGUCUCAGGAAAUCAAAGAUUCAUUAGCAGUGUACUUCAUGACCCACAGCCUUCUGUGUCAAGAGAUCAAGUUGGAUCCAUCUCGAAAACAUGCAUUUGUGGAUAUGGCCUCAGAAAUGGACUUGAACAAAGCUUUGGCGUUGGAUGGAGAGGAAAUCCUUGAUAAACCAAUGAAGAUCGCCAAAGCUAAAGUUAAAAGGAACGACGAAAAGAAGGUGAAAUGUCCGAAAGUGGACAAAGAAGUCAAAGAUGGCAGAUGUUUGUUCUUGAAGAAUGUGCCAUACAGCGCUACAAAAGAAGACAUCAAGAAAGUCUUCCACAAAGCCAUCGCCGUUCGGUUUCCUGGUGGAGCCAAAAGUCCAGAUAAAGGCAUCGCCUUUGUGGAGUUUCAAAAUAAAACGAUUGCUAAGAAAAUGCUUGGUAAAAAACGAAGUGCAAAGAUUCAAGGUCGGGAUGUGAUUGUUGAUACUGUAGGAAAAAGAAAGGUUCCUAAAGGUCACGCUGACAAGAAGAACACAAAGGCUGCUCCUCCAAAUAUCUUAUUUGUAACUAACUUGCCUAAAAAUGUGAGAGAAUAUCAGCUGAAGAAAAUUUUUAAGAAAGCCGUCCGUAUCAGCAUAUCUAAAGUCAAAGACAAACCUAAACGAUAUGCCUUUGUUGAGUUUAGAACAGUGAAGGAUGCUAAGAGGGUGCUGCAUUCCUCCAAAGGUAUUAAAAUCUGCAAUACAGUAGCCAAAAUAGGCGUUUGUCGUAAUAAACGGAAGCCUCAGAGUGAAGAAGUCUCAUCGAAAACUCUGUUUGUGGUGGGCCUCGCCCCAAAGACGACGGCAGAAACACUGAAAAGUGCUUUUGAAGGAGCCGUCGGUGCAAGAGUUGCUUUACAUAAAGAGACAGGAGAGUCAAAAAGGUUUGGCUUUGUGGACUUUGAGAGUAAAGAAAGUUGCAAAGCUGCCAAAGACACAGUGAAGGACUGUUUGAUCGAUGGCUGCAAAGUGACUGUAGACUUCACCUUAUCUAAAGGUGAAAGAGGGCAGCAGGGUGCUGGAGCGGGCUCAGCAGGUCCUCCCAAAGGGGCAGCAGCUCACUGAGGAAGACUAAGUUAAUAAGACAAAGGGAGAAGACAUAAAACUGGUUCAUCAUAGACUGUUGAAGAAGAGAAAUGUAAAAGU